Poecilia reticulata (guppy) is the source of this 8765-nucleotide messenger RNA. It is a transcript of the gene tmem132e, whose product is annotated as transmembrane protein 132E. The record is from RefSeq and is a predicted model, not a curated record. Lineage: Eukaryota; Metazoa; Chordata; Actinopteri; Cyprinodontiformes; Poeciliidae.
UGCGACUCUGGACAUUUCGAGGUGAGCACGUUUACUUGUUUUGGGAGCGGAGUUGCACACCUGGCGGCGCGAGCUCUGCGUGACAAUCACCGUGCGCGUGGACUCCGUGUCCCGCAGAAACGUGCCAAUUGAGAAGUGCUUUUACAGCACAGACUGGGAUUAAAACACACGCACAGAGACCCAGAGAGGGGGGUAAAAAAAACAACCAAAAAACGCGGAGUUCUGCGGACUUGGCUGUGUUUCAAGCAGCACCGAACCGGACCCCAUGUUUCUUUUCCUCGGAUUAUUUAAACCUGCAGCUUUGACUCUUUCCGCUCUGACUGUGUUCCGGCUUCUUGUCUCCGCUGUGGAUUGUUAAUAAAAACCUAGAGAAGUCAGUGCCAGCCGAACCCGAGCAGUGCGGAUCCAUACGAUGCCCCCCUCUUUUCUUUUUCUCCCCCCUUUCCCCCGCUCCUCUUCUUCACCAUCUCCAUAAUUUGAUCUAGAAAAUGAUUUCUAUGUAAUUUCUCAUAAGUGGAGACACAGGAGUUGCAGAACGAAAAAUAUCCCUGUUCGUCCUCAUUGUGAUUCUGCUCUGGAUCUGUUUGGAGAAGGCGUGCGGGAGUCCUGCGUUGAAGCCGCUGCGCGCGUCAUUUUCCCCACUCGUGUCCUCAAAUUGAUCAUUUUCUGGGGGUGAAUUGAUCGGGUCUCCUUGCAGAGCGCGUGGAGCAGCUCGCCGAGUUUCUUGCAUGAAACCAGUGAAACAACUUUAAUCCCCUAUUUGUGGACAGAAACCGGACGUUGACCGGACUCCGGCAACUGGACUCUAAUGCAUUUCUAGCGAUUUAUUUAUUUAUUUUUAUUUCUAUUUCAUUUUGGAAAGACCUCGACAGCGCAUUGUCACGCGCCCAGAUACACAUCUGCCCAUUGCGCAUCAUCCAAGUUGGAGAACCCCGCACCAGCUCACGCCCGCAGGCGAAGCUUUGUUUCUCCACUACAGACCCGAAACUACUGGGACGACUGGGAUUUUUAAGGUCCAUCCGUUGGGAUUUCUUCUACCAUGUCAGGUGUGCGGGAUUUCAGAUGGACUCCCAUCAUUUGCGCCGCGGUGCUUUCAUGUGCUCUUGCAGGUAAAAUCUCCCCAACCAGCUCGGAUGUCCUGUUCAGCGCCUCAGCGAUGACAGCCAGCCCUCCACCACCCAGUGUGUAUCUGCCUGCCAGCUUCAAAAUGUCCAAUGCACAACUGGCUUUCUUCUUGCGGGAGGCCCAGAUCACAGGACAAACGGUUGGCGGCAGCAGGAGGAGCAGCAGCAGCAGCUCCGGACAUCCGCUGCAGCGCUCUGAGAGUUUUGUGGUUUUCCAGACAAAAGACCUCCCCGCCAUCAACAUAAGCUUUGGGCCUUUUGCCCAGGACCAGGCUCUAUCCAAGGAGCUGCUGCAGCCAGCCAGCCCUCUGGACAUCCCGGGCCAGCUGACAGUUGGCUGGAAGGUGCGGGCCUUCAUUGUCCAGGCGAGGGUCUUCUCCAACAACCCCAUCGUCCAGGUGUUCUUCUACAUUGCAGGCCGUGACUGGGACGACUUCAAGGCUCAGGACAACCUGCCGUGCAUCCGACUGCACGGCUUCAGGGACGUCCGGGAAAUCAAGACGUCCUGCCGCAUGAGGGGCAACCUGGCCAAGUGCUUGGCGCAGCUGGAGCUGCCUCCGUCCUGGUUCAACACCAAUGUGGCACCGCUGGGCCGCAGGAAAAGCUCCGGCGAUGGGCUCCUGGAUGGAUUAACCAGUGAGACGCUGCAGGCUGAGCUGUACUACACGCUGCACGAGCCCAAUCUGGACGGGGAAUGCAGCGAGGGUCACAGAGGGGGCGGCGGGGCCAGGGGAGAACCUCUGUCACAGCACCCUCUGCUGCGCAUCGGGAGUAUCAGCCUCUACCAGGCCAGUCAGGAGCAGCUGCUGGUGGACAAACAGCUGGACAAGAACAUGUUCCUCAGGCUGCCAGAGAAACCACUCAAACCUGGAGAAACGCUGAAGAUCCUGCUCUACCUGAUGCCCAACUCCACUGUGGAACAAUUCACCCUCAAGGUCAAAGCGAAGAAAGGGGUGAACCUGCUGCAGACCAAGUCCAAGCAUGCUCAGUGGAAGGUAGACUGGGAGGUGCAGCCCGGCGCCAAGCAUUCCAUCACCACCAUCAACGUGAGCAAGAACAAGGCAGUGAAGCAGGGUGAUGUGCUGGGGAACGUGGAGAUGAUGCAAUUAGAUUUUGAGAUGGAGAACUUCACCAGCCUCUCGGUGACCAGGAGGAUCAACUGGAACAUCGACUACAAGGGACAGAACCCGGUGCCGGACUCGGAAAAGGUCGUGACGGAGCUCACUGUGGUGCAGCGGGACAUUCAGGCCAUCAUCCCUCUGGCUAUGGACACAGAGAUAAUCAACACAGCCAUUCUGACCGGACGCACCGUGGCUAUUCCCGUCAAAAUGGUCUCCAUAGAGAUGAACGGAGCCGUUGCCGACGUCUCAGCCUUUGUGCAGUGCAAGUCGUCUAAUGAAGACAUCGUAAAGGUCUCCAUGAAUUGCGACUACGUGUUCGUCAACGGUAAGGAGACGCGGGGCUCCAUGAACGCUCGAGUCAUCUUCAGCUACGAGCACCUGAGUGCGCCGCUGGAGCUCACCGUCUGGGUGCCCAAGCUCCCCCUGCAGGUGGAGCUCACAGACAACGCUCUGAGCUUCAUCAAAGGCUGGAGGGUUCCCAUUCUGCCUGACAGAAGGAGCACUAGGGACAGUGAUGCAGAUGACGAUGACGACGACCGCCGAACGAAUCGCGGCUGCGCCCUUCAGUACCAGCGGGCCGUGGUCAAAGUGCUGACCCAGUUCCACACCACUUCCACGGAGGGAACGGAUCAAGUCAUCACCAUGCUGGGGCCAGACUGGCAGGUGGACGUCACAGACCUUGUCCAGGACUCCCUGAAGGUGGUCGACCCAAAGAUCGCAGAGCUGGUGGACAGGACGAUUCUUGUGGGCCUGGAGCUGGGCUCCACUGUGCUGAAGGUGGAGUCUCCGCUGGCAGUGGACGCGGUGCUGGGCGAGGCGUUGUUCUCUGUCACAGAUGACAAGGUUUCCAUCACGGAGCUGCGGGUUCACACUGUGUCGGGCCUAACCCUGUCCCUGCAGCCCAGCCCCGGCAACAGCCACACCAUGGUCGCCAAGGCGUCCGGUGUCCAGACACUCACAGCCCUCAAACAGGAGGCCAGUUUGUCUGUCUGGAUGCUGUUCAGUGACAACACCGCCGCCCCUCUGACUUACUUUGAUCCCAAAGACUACAACCUCAAUGCCUCUACUCUGGACGACAAAGUUGUGUCAGUAUCCCAGGAGCCGCAGCAACGGUGGCCUGUGGUGGUAGCAGAAGGCGAGGGAUCAGGAGAAAUGGUGCGUGUAGAGAUGACCAUCUGCGAAGCCUGCCAGAAGACCAAACGCAAAAGCGUCAUUGCAUCUGCUGCAGUUUAUGUCAAGGUCCGUUUUGGCCCCGAGGAAGACUCGGAGGAAGAAACGACCACAGAGGGCGAGAUUGAGCUGGCAUCUGUCACCAGGCGGACAAUCAUUGAUCCCAACAUCAGUGGAAGAAUUUAUGAUACUUCUAACGAGCAGCCUGCCAGUGUUCCCAUUGAUUACACUAAUUUCCCCACCAUUAGCAACCAAGAGCGGCCGACUGAGAGUGAUGAAGAGGAAGGGGACGAUUUUGUGCAUUCGCCACGCAACAUGACUGAUCUUGAGAUUGGCAUGUAUGCUCUAUUAGGCGUCUUCUGCUUGGCUAUAUUGGUGUUUCUAAUCAACUGCAUUGUUUUUGUGCUUAAAUACCGCCAUAAGCGCAUCCCGCCUGAAGGCCAGGCCAACAUGGACCAUUCUCACCACUGGGUGUUCCUUGGAAACGGCCAGCCGCUCAGGGCCCAAUGCGACCUGUCUCCACAGCAGGUGGAAAGUCCCAGCAACCCUUUGGAGGGGGUACAAACUUGCUGCCAUGGGGACCAUCACAGUAGUGGCAGUUCCCAGACCAGCGUUCAUAGUCAGGUCCAUGGAAGGGGUGACGGCAGCUCUGGCGGUUCAACGAAGGAUAACGGCGAGGAGGCCAGUUCACCCACCUCCAAACGCAAGAGAGUCAAGUUUACCACCUUUACCACCCUCCCCACAGAGGAGCUGCCCUAUAACUCCAUCCCCAUAGCAGACGAAGAGGAUAUUCAGUGGGUUUGCCAGGAUAUGGGCUUUAAAGACCCGGAGGAACUCCAUGAUUACAUGCGCAGAAUAAAAGAAAUAGCCUAAGAUUGGAGGUGCAUUGUGAAAGCACUGCUCUCGACUUUCUAAAGAGACAGUUCCUUUCUAUUUUUCCCCUUUUUUCAAGCAAGUGAAAGAUGAUUUUUCACAAACUUUAAGGCCAACAAUUGUUGCUCUGGUUAGGGUUCGUUCCAUGUAGUUUGCACAGUGCUGUAAUCUCAUACACCCUCACACAGGAGAGAAUGCAAGAAGCCAAAGACUCGACCAGAGGAUCUCAAUCACAAGAGACGUCUGUAAAUCUUGGCUAUAGGAAACAUGUUUUACUUGGAAGCUGAGCCAUGGAGACAUAUGAGAGCUGCUCCAGCUCCAGUUUUUCAGGAUUUGACUUUUACAAAAUCCUGACAUGGACAGGAGUACAACAAGGGUUAAUGUGUUUCAGUGGCUCAGCAGGACUCUGCAGUAUUGUACCUACUCCAAACAAAGAGGCCUUUGAUGAACAAGUAACUUUCAAAGACUCUAAUUAAAAUCUGUUUUAAAAGAAUUUUGUUUUUGCCAAAGUAGAAAAAGCAUUCUUUUAAUGGCAAAACCUUUGUUGUUGUCGGUGUAGCACAUUCAUGAUUUGUACUCAUCUUCAUUACAUACAUUUUCUACAUUUAGUAGGUAGAUGAAAGCAGUGCCCUACUACAGUUUCCUGGUGUUCCUGACAAAUCUGAUGCCUUAUAAAAACGGUCACAGUUCACUUAUAUCAGUGCAGACACUGUUUUCUCACUGUUAGGAGGCUUGAGACGGCUUAGUGCAGCAUUAAAGUAAAACACUACAGCCAUUCUCCAGCCUGAAGAGACGAGCGUUGCAUGAAAAGGUAACCUAAGGCACAAUCAGCCAACUUUUUCCAAAUUUGUACAUGUUUAUAAUGUAAUUAAACAAUUAUUCAUACACAUUAAUAAACUAAUAAAAUGUUACCAUGCUUUACACGCAUGUCAUGUUGGGCUUACAUACAUACAGACAUUCCUCUUUGUAUAUAAUUCUGUCAAACUGGAGUUGCUUAAAAUGUUACAAGUUUCUUUCUCCAAGGAGGAGAAAUGAGAAUCUGGUUGAACUCUUGGGAUCUUUAUAAUCUUGUGGUCGGUCAAAGUUUCUCCACUGUACUGCUGUGACAGAUGUAGAUUUUUAUUGCUCUGGAAUCUCAUUUGACUGUUUGAUGUGGGAAUUUGCUAUGCAUAAGUUUUAACAGAUCAAUAUUUUUGAUGAUUUAUUUCCCUUUUCAAGUUUUGCAAGGCUAAAGCUUCUGAGAAUGUAGGAAACAGAAAUACAUUAAUUGAGCUGUGUUUGAAUCGCUGUGUCAUUCACUCUUAAGUCAUACAUAAUGUAGCAACGUUUAACUUUCUCACCCAUUAGUGUUUCUGUACCCCCAGGAAGCUAAAGAUAAUAUAAAAAAUAUAUCAGGAUUUUUCGACUUGUUAAUAAUGUCCAAAGAUGUUUAUUGUCUCAAGUUCAAAAUGCUCAAAUUCUUUAAAGUUAAACUUGAAGUUUUUGUCAAAACCGCAAAAUUUGCCAACCAUCAGCUCAGAUUAUGUUAGCAUUUUGAGGUUUUUAUAGCAAAUAACUGGGAAUAUCCUCCACAAUUUUGAAGUGUUGUGGCAGUGAAGUAGAGUCUGUACCGCCAUCCCCUGCUUGGUUCUCCAGUGAAAAUGUUAUUUUGACUGAGUGAACAUUUCAAACACAGCUCUGAAUACAUUCAGACUGAGCACAGCCUCCUCUAAACUCCACAGAAAUGUGAAACACCCUUAAAGAAGGUCACCGAAUAUAUUAUUGAUUUUGUUUCAUCAUUUACAUCGCAGCCAUUUCAUGCUGUCUCAUUCUUUUAGCCGCAUCACGGUAUAUAUGAAUUCCAUGUUUUAUUAAUAAGUUCCAAUAAACUUGGAAUAAAUAAGCUAAAGCUCACAAAGUUGCCCCAAACUAAACAAUAUGAGCAGGACCACAGCGUGUUAACGAACAGCAGGACAAGGAGGAAGAAAAGAAAACGUUGGCUGUGUCAAAUGUGUAGAUGUAUUUGUGAGGUUGUGUUCACUUUACAGACAAGCCAGACCAGCUGAAAUCAAGCCAUCUAUUUUAGUUGUGUUAAUUGUUGCCUUUGAAAAUGUACCUGACACUGAACAUAAAUAUUAGUGGGAGAAUUAAAGAACUUUAGAAACUGAGAUUUCAAACAGAAUAUCACCGUCCAGACAGAUAGUUUUCAUUUCAGACAGGGUUUCGUUUUUCUAGAGAUGACUUUUGAAGGUUAACAUUUUUCCAUCUGAUCUCACAUGAAACAUUUUCUACUAGGGACUAAUGAGACAACCAUGAGAUCAAAAAUUACUUUCUAGGACGGUUUCCUCUAAUUCCCUACUUUGGAUUUUAGGGCUUUGAUUUUUUUUUUUCCUUUUACCCAACUUACUGACUGAUUUUGGCUUAUUAAAGUCCCUUUUAUAAUCAGCACCAUUUUACCUGCUUUUUAUCCCCCAUGUUCUUAAAUUAGACACAAUCCAGAAAUAUUAUGCAAACACAUGUUUCACAGGAGAAACUGAAAUAGAUAUAUUUAAUUCUCUCAGCUUGAUGUUUACUAUUUGAUUGUGUGGCAGUUAAAUGGUGGAACUGUUUGCUAACAAUGUAAAUAUUGGAACAAAACCGACUUUAAUUUAGCUUAACAUUUACAACUAUCGGUAAAAUAUUGCUUUAGCUCGUCCACAUGUACAUAGACUCACAGCUGAUAUUCAUAAAUCCUGGAUUGAGUUUACUGUACUUGCUUUACUGCAUGCCCUCUUUAUGUUCUGUGUGAGAAAAAUGAAUGAGUUGUAAAACUGUUUUGAUUGCAAGGUGAAACAUUACUUUUCGGUGUCUAAAGGUGCGUUUCGACUGUAGACUUUUUUUCUAGAAGCUAAGUUCUCGCGACGGGAAAGUUUCAAGAGAAGUUUAGCAACAGAAAACAGCCCUGGUGGUCAGGUAGGAUUUUUAAGAUCACACCAAACAUUCAAGGUGGGUUUACGGUCUCUGGCUUUAGUCUAGGUUCUCUCAGUAAUCUUUAUUACAGCGGCUCAUAACUUCAUUUAAUUCAGUGUGGAAUUAUUAGUGUUGUUUGUCGUCAUGCAGAAUAUAAUGUUUUAUAGAUAUUACAUUUUAAAACGUCAGAAAAAUGGAAGUGGAAAAGAGCAAUUGUAAAACACUUUAAAUUAAUCAUGGAGUACUUUUAUAUUAUUGAGGGAUUUUACUUGUGUUUUGGCCUGAUACAGAAACUUUUUCUGUAUCAGCUGCCAAAGUCGCAGGUAAAUAAGGCACUCUGAAGCGUCUCCAUUACAAAAGUGCACAAAACUUAGUCAAUAUUCUGCUAAUGUCGAAAAAAACACCAUUUUGAGGUUGCAACACUUCCAUUAAAUAAGAAACGCAAUUAAAAUCACACAUGAAUACGUUUGUUCAUGCGGUGUCAUUAAAAAAACAUGCUGCCCCAUGUUCCUCCAACUAACUAACUUCCUGUCGUUUUCUUCUUCAUGGUUUCUUCUUCAGUUAAAUUUCGGCGCUGUAAGACUCUGGUUUCUAAUCCCAGCAAGAAUUUCUCUUUCUUUUUGACAUCUACUGUUAGAAUUAAUUUUAAAAAGUCACACAUUUUCAUGAACUUUGGUUUUACUUAUAUUUUAGAGUGUAGUGCUGUAGAAGACCAAGAGGUUCAUUACUGUAGAACUUUGCAAUCUCAAAUGAAUCUACCUUUUUAACUGUUAAACAUUUCUGUGAAGUUUUUGAAGAGUGUUUUCUUAUAGGAUGUAGCCACCAGAGAUUUGGAUUUUAUUGUUGUGGAAAACUGAGGAAGAACUACUCGUCAGCCAUCUUAAUUUUCCCCUUCUUAAAAAAAAAGCCACUAGACGGGGCUGAGGUAAACCUGAAAUAUUAUAACAGAUAACUACCGUAAUUACAGUCGAAACGCAUCUAAAGUUUGCUUAUUGUUCAACCACAGCUUGAACUUCAUUUAUCAGUUUGUCAGUUCAAAUUGUUUCUGUUUUUACUUUAAAUCUCAGGAUGAAUGUAGACUUCCCAAUCAAACCUGGCAGAUCUGUGUUAAAUGUGACUAUGAGCCCAAACUGGUGACCGUUGAAACAAAGUAGAAAAUACCAAACAGCUUCUUAAUUCUGAAUUUCCCUGACUUGUUCAUGCAUUAAAUAUUCAACAGUUAGACUUUUUUCCUCUUCAUGCAUUUUGUCUAUUUUUUUUUUUUUUUAGUAUCUUGUUCCUGAUUUUGUGUUUUCUUCAAGCUGCUAACAGAGACUCCUUACAGUAUGUAAAUGAGAAUUUUGAAUUGUAUUCCCCACCCUCACGACCACACAGUGAACUGUGCACGACAUUCACGGCUCCAGCUUUCCUGGACCAAGUUACCACCACACUGACUAUAAUAUUGUAAUGUACAGAGCACUGUUAAAUUUCCUGUAUCCUGCUGAAAACAGACCCUUGUAUUUUCCUGUUAAAUGUAAAGUACUAAAGAGAAUCCAAUACACAAGUGAAA